Molecule: messenger RNA, 2112 nt
Organism: Arctia plantaginis
Lineage: Eukaryota; Metazoa; Arthropoda; Insecta; Lepidoptera; Erebidae
Source: the annotation of a GenBank genome assembly
AUGUCUCCAUACACUGCCAUCAUCCGGCGAAGUGGCAACCCUUUCGAAUUGGCCACUGUUUUAGUGUCCUGGCUCAUCGGAGGGGGAUACGACGCUUACAUCGUCGUGGGAUGUGCCGAGAGGGACAUCUGUAUGGCCGUCAGAUACAGAACUGUAUGUCCAGAAAUACCAGAUGAAACGGAGAGAAUAGAAGAAACACCUCCACCUACAACGGAACCGCGCUAUAGACUGGUGCCACUACCAGACUUUACCUCUAACUACUGCGUUGAAAUGGAGAAAAAGGAGGCAGCGAAGAGGAAAGCAGCGGCUGACAAAAUCGAGAAUGAACGGCUUCAGAAGAUCGCUGAUUUAGAAAAACCUCCUCAAGACGAUAUCGAUGGGUGGCGUACACACGCGUGGGUUCUUAUCCUGCCUGGCCUCAUGGGGAUCGAAGAACCAUUCUUCAUCGAACCAAGCGAGGGAUUCAGCUACCCCCUCGACGCCAAACGAUACCAGCAUAUCGAAAGCGUUUACAACAAUGAGAAUUAUUACGCGAACAUCCAAGGCGAGAAAUCGGAUUUGAGCCAGUUAAACUACGACCUCAGUGACAUGGAGUGUUGGGAACAUCUUCUAGCGGGAGAGCCCAGUCAUAGGCGCCAACUGGUCGGCAUUGAUACAUCUGACAAGAAAACAGCCGUUGACACUGAGAAGCAUCUAGACAUGCCACUCAGUUGGGUGGAAAAACUAGAUAUAUCCACUGAAGAAUAUCAACGCAGAUACCCAGGCAGCCACAAAGUAAUUCACUACAAAAAGGGAAUACUAGAGAAGUUUGCAGCAUACUCCCAGCAGGAUGCCAUCGUUAAAAGAGUUCAAACAUUCGAAGACUACGCGCUCAGCGUACCAUUGUUGAAAUAUGAGUGGUAUUAUCAAAGAGAAGAGAAAAUGAUAACUGCAAGGUUUGACUACGUAAAGCGUGAAGUAAGGGAAAUAUUUCUCAUUGGGAGGCGAGAUCAUCUUCUCAAACAUACAUACUCCAUGGAUGCGCCGCCUACGAGCGUUGAGGGCGACCGCGUCAUGGAGUUCAACUACUACGCCAGGUUGGACCACCUCACCAAGAUCGUCUGCACUCCGCUCAGUUUUGAGGAACAUUACACUGAUAGGCAGGACAGAUUGCAAUCUCGAAUAAUAAUAUAUACGGAAGGCACGAAAGCCGAACCAAAACGCCAUGUUAAAGACAUUACGGAGACUUACAGUCGAAACUACGACGUUCCAGCCAAGAAGGACGUCUACAAGAAGAUAUUCCACAUACAGGAAAAUACUAUACAAUUACUCUACCAAUAUGAUUACAAUUUCGUCACCAAUGAUACCAGGCACUUUAUUAAACCGAACUUGGCGGAAACUGGAGGGAAGAUUCUAUUUUAUCCUGAUAAGACUUCGGGCUACAUCGCGGACGCAACCGCGAGCCCGCCUCGCCCACUUGACGUGUACUACGCGCUAUGUGAUAACAUAGUGUGGGAGUACAACACUAACAAACUCAUUCGAGAUCGCGAGACGGAUAUCAACGGGUACCUGAGACAGAGAUACAAGGAAUUGACGGAGCCUGUGAUGGUUGUAGCACUCUUUGACACAGAGAAGAAUGAAGCCGCAAAGAAAGGGUGGAUAGAACAGGAAACUCAAAAAGCCGAAGUGACAGAGCGAGAGAAGGAAGCAGAAAUAGACCCUCUUGCUCCGUACCUCGCUCGUAUGUUUGGCUCCGGGCACGGUACUGGCGUACCUUUGACAGUAAAAGAAGCUACUAUAGUCAGGGAGCAGUGCAUCAACGACUUUAAAACUAAACAACUGGCCAGACAGAACCUUGUACAGAAACGUUUUGAUAAGUACAACGCGGAAUACAAGGCGAAAAGGCUUUGGUAUCUAGCCAACCAGUUUAUCCUGACCCCUGAGAAGGAAUCGGCCUACUUCGCUGAUAGCGCUGAACUGUCAUUCAAAGUGCACAGCUUGGAGGUGAGGCUGACUAGACAUAGGGACCUCUCGGGACCAAGGUUUAAGGCAAUGAUGGACUAUCUGAACAAACACCCGCUAUUGAAGGAGUACAACCGUAUAAGGCAGCCAACUCGCGUAUAUAAAAAGUAA